Messenger RNA from Meloidogyne enterolobii, 271 nucleotides. Lineage: Eukaryota; Metazoa; Nematoda; Chromadorea; Rhabditida; Meloidogynidae. The record is from the annotation of a GenBank genome assembly.
AUGAUACCCACAACAGAGUUGAUUGAUACUGCCAGAAUGCCUCUCUGUACUUACACGGUGCGGAGGGGUUCGGUGAAUGGACCGAUUGUGACCUAUGCAAGUGUGGGGGAGCCUGUAUUUCAUGUAUGGCAAUGCGAUUCAGACAUGUUUUCAAUGUUAGUCCACAAUUGUUUUGUUGAUGAUGGGGCUGGAAAGGAUCGAAAACCUUUAAUUGAUGAACGUAAAUAUUUUUUGUGUGUGAAAUUAUGUUUAUGAAACUGGGAAAAUCUAG